Molecule: messenger RNA, 7750 nt
Organism: Sitodiplosis mosellana (orange wheat blossom midge)
Lineage: Eukaryota; Metazoa; Arthropoda; Insecta; Diptera; Cecidomyiidae
Product: homeotic protein spalt-major
Exons: 8
Coding region: 1145-5851 (1568 amino acids)
Biological process (GO): regulation of transcription by RNA polymerase II
Cellular component (GO): nucleus
Molecular function (GO): DNA-binding transcription factor activity, RNA polymerase II-specific; RNA polymerase II cis-regulatory region sequence-specific DNA binding
Source: RefSeq, a predicted model, not a curated record
GUCCGUUGUCGCGUAAUCGUAACACUCUGAGUUUUUGCGUUUGCUCGCCACACCGCUCUUACUAUACGAACAACAAGAAGAAAUCACUACCAAAAACGAACGAAAAAAAAAAUUGACAAAUCAAAUUAUUCGUGGUGUGUUCGAACUAAACCGAAAAAAUAUUGUGCUAUUUUUUUGAUCAACCAAUUUUAAUUUGUCUUCUGUUUCAUUUAUUUAUUUUUGAGUUUUGAGAUUCAGUGGAAUUUCUUGUACAAAAAAAAAAGAGACAAGCGACGACUCUUGAAAUUGAGAACAUAGUGAACAUUGCGCAAAGCGAAGAAAAAAGAAAGAAAAUCAAAUGAAACGAAAAAAUUUGAUGUAAAAUGAUGAAUUAUAAUGAAAAUAGUGCAGAUGAAAUAUUUGAUGUGACACAAUUCAAAAACCCGAAGAGAAAAAUAAUUACGUACUAUUAUUAAUUUUGGUGAAGCAGCAGCAACAACAGCGACCGAAAAAUUAUAUUACACAACUGUAAAACGACAGAAAAAAAAACAAUCGAACAUUAUGACGAUAUAAUUUUUUGCGGUGUUUAACUGUCUUAUUGGGUGCGCUCGGUGCUUCUUCUACUUUUAUCAACAUCGCAGAGAAAAAAUCACAAAAACUUGAUACACAAACCAGAGAAACAUGCAUGCGGUUGCCAAAGCAAAACGAACAAAGAUGAAGUAGAUCGUUAUUAAAACAUUGUCAAAAUAGAUUUAUCGAAUUAAAACGCGAUUCAUUUCACAAGGCGAAAAUUUAUUUAUUUGAUUCGUGUCCAUUUGUUUUUUUUUCGCUCAUUUCUUUGCCUUAUGUUUUUUUUUCUUCUGUCGCGUAAUAACCGAAAGAAAAAGAGUGUUCUUGAAAGAAAUUCGUGUAAAUAACUUGAAAAUUUCGUAAAACAAAAACUGUUUAUAAGGUCCAACUGAUGUGCAAUAAAAUUCCUAAAUAAGCUUAGAUGAUUUAAAAAAAAACAAGCGAAGAAAAAAUUGUAAUUUCUAACGAAAAACACAAAUCGUCGCUCAUCACUCACCGAAUACUGAAUUGAUGUUCGGCGUAAAAAUUUAAGAGUUGAUCAUUUCAACUGAGAGUAAACAACAAGUGAAACUUUUUUUGUAAGUGGCAAAUAAAAAUGAUCCAAUUUGAAACGGUCAAAUAUGGAAUAUUGAAAAAAACCACGGAUAAUCAAAAAAUGUCAAAAGGUGACAGCACCAGUUCCUGUUCUGAGGAAGAUGUUCUACUGCCUGAAACAAAUACAUUGACUGAUGAGCCGUGUGUAAAUAUGUCAAAAACAGAGCUUAUUGAAAGUGAAACGACAUGCCAUGCGGCGGUCCAUGCUGAUAAAAUGAAAUUAGAUAAAGAGUGUCCAUCAGACAGUGAAAUGGACGACACACAUCACAGUUCCGAUGAAACCAUCGAGAACACAACGAAUGGUUUGACAUCGUGUAACGAUGACGAUGAUGUUACGAAAAUCUCCAAACACAAUGAAGAUGCUGCAAACAAUAAUAGUAAUGAACAACAUGAUACGGCCACCGAAGAUGAUGAGGCCAACGAUAAAUUGGACAACAAAACCGAGCAAUCGCUUGAUAAUGGUUUCGGUGCGACCGGUGCUGGUAGUUACUUCUCCAUGGAAGCCAUUCAGAAGAUGGCACAAUUAGUAUCGGCUGCAAUGACCAACAACAGUGAUAACGAAGAUGCACAAAAGCAAUUGACGCUGUUGCAAUCGACACUGUUCACGCUGCAGCAUCAGCAAUUGUUUCAAAUGCAAUUGAUUCAACAGCUACAAUCGCAGCUAUCGUUAACACAAUCGGGCAAAACCGAUGUGGACGAUGACGAUGACGAAAUGGACCAGAUGGAGCACGGUGACGAUGAACGCGAAGAAGGUGAACUGUCCGAAGAGCAAAUGGCCGAGGAACAGCGUAAAUAUGAAGAAGAACAGAAAGCAAUUGAAAUUGAAAAGGAAAAAUUACGCUUGAAACAACAGCAAAAAUUAGAAAAAGAAAAAACCAAUGACAAGUCGUCGAGUAAAGAAUACGAUGCAUCGAAGCCACUCGAUCCAAAUGACAGUAAAUCAAAUGAUGCGCUUGCCGCAAUGGAAGCAUCAUUUAGCUCACAAUUCUCAUCAAAUAUCAUCACAAAUCACGAUGAACCAUCGUCACUCGACGGUCUAAAUUCGUUGGAAAUGCUUCAAAAGCGUACGGAAGAAGUGUUGGAUUCAGCGUCAAAGGGUAUUCUAUCCGGCGGUUUAACCGACGAAAUGGCAUUUAAGAACGAUGGCAAAGGACGAAACGAACCAUUUUUCAAGCAUCGAUGCCGAUACUGUGGCAAAGUGUUUGGUUCCGAUUCAGCAUUACAAAUUCACAUUCGAUCUCAUACGGGCGAACGGCCGUUCCGAUGUAAUGUGUGCGGCAGCCGAUUCACAACCAAAGGCAAUCUAAAGGUACAUUUCCAACGGCACACACAAAAAUUUCCACACAUUCCCAUGAAUCCAAAUCCGAUACCGGAACAUUUAGACAAAUUCUAUCCACCGUUGUUGCCCCCAAUCCCACCGGGUCAACAAGCACCGUUAUCACCGCCAGCAGCAUCAGCGGCGGCGGCGGCGGCAGCAAACUCAGCCAGUUCUGUUCCAAUAUCUCCAUUGAAUUUACCGAAUUUACCAUUUCCUCCGAUACCUGGUUUACCGAGCAAUUUACAAGGUUUGCAAUCGCUACAAGGCUUACAUAGUUUGCCAUUUUUACGACCUCCAUUCGAUUUACUCAAACAAAUGGGCGCCCAUCCAUUUUUCGGUGCAAUGCGCGACGCUGUACAACAGCAACAGCAAAAAGAGCGUGAACAACUGGAACAAGACGCACCGGCCGAUUUGAGUAAAGCAACCGAUUUAUCGAAAUCCCAAAUCAAAGAAGAGCCCAAAGAUGAUGAACGCGAUGAUGAUGAUGGUGAACGUUCACCAGUCGAUGAAGUGUGUGAAAAGUCAAAACGAAGUCGAGACUCAAAUUCACCGCCAGUCGACCGAAAACGAAGUGAACCGAUUGAAAAGCGUCGUAGCUUAUCACCUCUGCCACCGCAUCGUCGGUCGUCUUGGAAAGAUGAUAACAAAAGCGACGGAAUGUCACCGACACCAAGUAUGGACAACUAUUCACCAAAGGCCGAUCAACCCGAAAAUCUGUCGUCUCGCAUCUCAUCGAAACACCAUUCGCCAAGCAGUAUCGGAUCGGCCGCCCGCGAUAAUCAUUUCCAUGAGAAUCAAAGCGAUUUGAAAAUGUUUCCAACACUUUUGCCUCGGCCGGGCAGCAACGACAACUCAUGGGAGAGUUUCAUUGAAGUGGAUCGGUCGUCGGAAACAUCAAAAUUGCAACAAUUUGUUGAUAACAUUGAAAGUAAAAUCACCGAACCAAAUGAGUGUGGCGUUUGCCACAAAGUGCUGUCGUGUCACAGUGCGCUCAUCAUGCAUUAUCGCACACAUACGGGCAUAAGACCGUUCAAAUGUUUGAUUUGUGGCCGCAAAUUCACGACAAAAGGCAAUUUAAAAACACAUAUGAGUGUGCAUCGCAUGAAACCACCAACACGUACCAUUCAUCAAUGCCCCGUUUGCCACAAAAAAUAUUCAAAUUCAUUGGUGCUACAGCAACAUAUCCGUUUGCAUACAGGCGAACCAACCGAUCUGACGCUCGAACAAAUUAGCGCCGCGGAAAUCACUCAAAUUUCACCAUCAUCUGGUACGGCCGCUUUUCCCAUGGGCUUGAACCCGUUCGCAUUCCCAAUUCCAGGACUGCAUCCGGGCAUGAGCGCCGAAUCAUCGAACGGAGACAACGAUGAAAUGAUGGACGAGGACUUCGAUGAGGAAAGCAACUAUGAAGAAGUAUCAAAUACUGGUUCGAUUUCAGGUGAUUCAAAUCAAAACAUAUCACGACUUAAUAGUAGCGAAGAAUUACGUGAAUUACGUGAGCUGCGCGAGUUACGCGAAUUGCGCGAGUCACGUGCUCUGCAUCGUGCCGAUCACAAUAAAUCGAUUGAGAAUCUAUCACGUGCACCAUCGGCCACCAGCCAUGCCGAUAGUGUUGACGAAAAACGUAGCUCAAGUCCACGCACACCACAACCAUUGUCACCCUCUCCAUCCGAUAUGUCACAAGGUGCACUCGAUUUAACACCACGUUCCGAACCAAAAUCAACUAAUGGCCAACAUCCAUUGCCAACAUCGGCGGCUGCGGCCGCUGCUGCUGCCGUGGCUGGCCUAAAUGCGUUCCCCAGCUUCCCAUUCAUGCAUCACAACGCUAUCAAUACCACCACACCGAUGAUGAGCGGUGCACUCAACUCACUCGCACAAUCCGUUGCACCGAUGGGACCAUUCAAUCCGAUGGCUUUGGCAGGUGUUCGCGGUAAUACCACAUGCAAAAUUUGCUUCAAAACAUUCGCCUGUCAAUCAGCGCUGGAAAUUCAUUAUCGCAGCCACACCAAGGAACGUCCCUUCAAAUGCUCCAUUUGUGAUAAGGCAUUUACAACAAAGAAUGAAGAGCUCAUCCAUACAUCCCUCCAUUUCCAAAUAUAUGGAAAUAUGAAGCAGCAUAUGAUGACCCAUAAACUGCGGGAUGUGCCACAGCACAUGUUUUCAAACAGUAAAGUGGAACAAUCGAGAAAUAUUUCACCGGAUAGUGCAAAAAAUACACCAUCAUUGCGUGUUCGAACCGAAUCCGAACUGAAUCCACGUUCAUCGGCCAGCGCAGCCACUGCGGCUGCAGCAGCAGCCGUGGCUGAACAACGUGAACGCUCAUUUCAAUCGCAUGUGGAUAGCAACUAUCAAUUGAUGCUGGAACGUCAACAUCAUUUGGAGCAAAUGCAACGACAACAUCAAUUACAAUCACGUCACAGCCCCUUGCAUCUUUCACGGCAAUCAUUGAGCGCCCUGUCUCCACCACAACAUAUCAAAAGUGAACUCACCUCUCGCCAAAAACCCACUGAUGAUGCCGAUCAACCCGCAGCCAAACGACAAUUGCUAUCCGAUUCGCAAGACAUCCCAACCAGCUUGAAAGAAGCCUAUCAAAUGCCACCAAUGCAUGAGUCGGAGAAGACGGCAUCGCAUUUGGAGCGAUUGCAACAAUUUCACACCUCAUCACUACUCAAUCAACCAAUCAAAUUGGAUCCAUCGUCGCAUAUAAAAUCGUCAGCCACCUCGCCCAGCUCAAAUGAUGCCGAUCAAAAGCACUUUUGUCAUUUGUGCCAGAAGAACUUCAGUUCAACAUCAUCGCUGCAAAUUCAUAUGCGCACUCACACCGGUGAACGGCCAUUCGUUUGCUCAGUGUGCCAGAAAGCAUUCACCACCAAGGGUAAUUUGAAGGUUCAUAUGGGUAUCCACACUUGGAGUGGUGCAUCGCGUCGUGGUCGUCGCAUGUCAUUGGAAUUGCCAUUCAACGGUUCGAUGCCGUUAAUGUUGCAAAAUCCCGACUUUUUACAGCGUCAUUCGGAUUUUUUCCAUCCAUAUCCGCCGCACUUGCUCAGUCGCAUGUCAUUGGAGCAUCAACAGCAACAGCAAAAGCUCGAUCGUGAAGCAAUGAAUUUAGCUAGCAAAUAUAUGAAUUCAAAUGGAUUGUCACGUGGUCAUCGUGAUGAGCGUCGUGAAUACUCGAAUCCACCGUCACCGGCCGACAGUGACAAACAGCAAAUUUCACCAAAUAGUUUACGUGACGAACGUUACACCGAUUCACCAAAACAUCGCAACGGUGACCGCGAUCAUUCGCCAUCGCCACGCAUGUGGAAGUUACACUAUGAAAGCAAAGCCGUUAAUCGUGAUUCUAAAUCAAAAGGUGACGAUCAAAAUAAACCUGUCGAAGAAUUGACCGCAUAAAAUCAAAACAAAACUGAAGAAAAAUUAGCAAAGCGAAUCAACCAAAAUUCCCUGCACGCAAUGAUAUAGGUGACGGUGAGCCACUGUAAAACACACAUUUAUUAUGUAAAAUAGACGUUUUAUCAAUGAAAUCAACACUCACUGAGUUCCAUCACAUGGAAUGAUACGUGUGACGGCAUAUUUUUACACGGAACUUCAUUCACAGUGCGCCGAGCACUUGCUAUAUAUAGAGCAAAUGUAUCCGAAUAUUCGAAACCACAUGUUAUUACAUGUAGCUAGUGCUCGGCGCACUGGAAACGAAGUUCCGUGUAAAAAUAUGCCGUCGCACGUAUCAUUCCAUGUGAUGAAACUCAGAGAGCACAGAAAAAAAAACAAAACAAAAGAUUAGAGAUACAUCGGUAGAAAUACUGCACCUGUACUUAAUUGCUUUACACAUGUCAUUUUCAAAACGUUGAAACGUUGGUGCGUACGUGUGUGUGUGUGAACAAACGUUUCAAAGAAGAGGAGGAAAGAUAGAGAGAGAUAGAUUCAGGGUGAGAGUGAGCGUUUUAAAGAAAAAACUAGUCAUAACUGUGAUUAAAUAACCAACAAAACGUAUGUAAAUUUUAAAAAUUGAAAUAAUUGUGAACACACAGAAUAGUUACAAAAAAAAAACUAAGGAAGCCGUGCCCGACUUUGCGUCAGAUAUUUUCGAUCAAUGUUGCUUCUGCGUUGCUUCGGCCACUCGAACUGACAUUUCAUUUGAAUGGACACUCAUAUUUUUAAGAAAAAUGAUCUGAACCAACAAUGGAAAUAACCGUUUUUAAAAUUCACUUUUAGCGAUAUUCGGCUAGAAUCUUAACCAGUUUCGAGAAUCCUGAAAAUGAAAACGAAACUGAAUUCAGGCAGAAAAAUUUAUCACAUUUUCAAAGCUGCUAAUGCAUUAGUUUGAAUUUUCUGACAAAUGAAAUUUGAACACUUCCAUUUAGUGAGACAUGAAGUCCUCUUUGAAAUUGAAUUUGAAACCCUUUUGAAUCAAAAAUCUGGCAAUGAAUGAUUUUUUAGCUAAAUCGCUGAAGGAAAACUAUGGUCGAUAGUCUAUCGAACAUUUAGAGUUUAUUUGUAAUAGAUUAAAAAUGGCAACUUAAAGUACACUAUGUAAAUCGUCUUUAGUUUUAGAUGAUAUUAGCCGUAAUGUUUAACAACAAAAUGAAGCGCAAGUAAAUGCGCAUCCAAAAUAUCACACACAAACACAAUCACCUAAACACACACACACACACACACACGAACAAUUGAUAUAAUCUUAAUCGAAUUGUAAUUUAUCUACAAGAAAUCAUUAAAAAAAAAAUAACUAAACCUAUGGAAUUAUGAAGAGUUUUAGCGAAUAGUUGGUCAAAAUUACAUUUAUAAAGCACACUUUUCCUCAACGAGUUGGUUGUGCAGAAAAGUGAAACUUACUUAAUUUUACCCCAAUUCUAUUGUACACACUUAUAUAUGAUAAUAUGAGAAUAGUUCGAAAUUAAAUCGAUAAAAAAAACACAUGAGAAUAGCUAUCCUCACUAAAUCUUGCAACAACAACAAAAACACCCACACAUUUUACUUGUAAAGGAAUAAAAAGAAGCAUAUUCAAUGCAUAAGUUGAUAAGAAUAGGAAAAGCCGCUAAAGAUUAUUUUCUAGGAGAUGGUAGGAUAUAAUAGAAUCCUUACUGGAAUAUAUAGAAUAAACACACAACACACAAAUUUGAUUUAAACAAAAUAUCUCUCGUAAUUUAAAUAUAUUCACCAUCACACAUAAAAAACAAAAAAACACAUACACAUUAAAAUCUUAAGCAAAUUCAUUCGUGCGACAUAUUCAAAAAAGAAACAAAAAACACACACAUGAAAAAAGAAACAAAAAAAAAACAAAUAAAAUCAAAUGAA